Messenger RNA from Suillus bovinus, 1941 nucleotides. RefSeq lists its product as uncharacterized. Bases 1 to 1941 code for a protein of 646 amino acids. Lineage: Eukaryota; Fungi; Basidiomycota; Agaricomycetes; Boletales; Suillaceae. The record is from RefSeq and is a predicted model, not a curated record. Gene Ontology annotation, biological process: replication-born double-strand break repair via sister chromatid exchange; mitotic sister chromatid cohesion; synaptonemal complex assembly. The transcript has 14 exons. Gene Ontology annotation, molecular function: protein binding; chromatin binding. Gene Ontology annotation, cellular component: cohesin complex; synaptonemal complex.
AUGUUCUUCUCUACCGAACUGUUGUCCAAGAGGGACAGCGGAUUUGGCCUUCUUUGGCUAGCUGCAACCCUUGGCUCGAAAUCGGCUUUUAAGAAAUUACCCAAGCGCUCCGUGUUGACUGCAGAUAUCUCUCAAUUGUGUGAUCUGAUUGCUUCCCCUUCGGAACCUCUGGCUCUUCGCCUCUCAAGUAACCUGAUGCAAGAACUGUUUCUUUCUGAUGUCACGACUUGCUUCAACUCCCUAAAGCGAGUCGUGCAAGAGUUCCGUUCGAUGGCUGCGUCAGAAGCCCAUCUUCAAAUGGCUCAGCCAAGCGUGAGGCCAUCGGCUGUUACCCUUGCUACCGAUCCUGGCGCUGCAUUUGCCAUAGAUUUUGACGCAAUGGUCGCUGUACACAACAAGGAAGGAGCGGAAGAGGGUUCAUCCGAUGAUGAGUACAACCCAAAAGCCAAGAGAUCGAAAGGAAAGGGUAAGCAGUCUGCAGUUGCACCAGCAUCCACCGCGGAAAAUACCCGCGCCAGCGCGCAUACACUCAACGAAAAUCACGACCUCUUCCUCGCCAAUUCUUUUGAUGCCUCAUUUGGCGGCAGUGGCGCCAACAUAAUUCUAUCUUCCCAGAAUGAUACUUUCGGCUUCGACGAUAGCUUCUUCGGCGCUUUUGAUGGCCUCGAUAUUGGGGAGGGCGUUGGGGAUGACCUCGUAAGGGAACUUGGUGAAGGCUGGGGAGGAGCCGCCUUGGAGAAUCAAGUCGAGUCUGCCCUUCCACCCUCUUCGUCCUCCAUUGGAUACUCUCUCGAAUCUCCUUCUGGUCCUUUGGCUGUAAUUGCCCCGCAGGUCGAAGAGAUCGACUCCGUUGUACCUGAUGAUAAUCCAGCGGAACCCGCACCAUCUAGGAAGAUCAAACGCGCCAGGAUUCUUUUAGAUGUGCGAACGGAGUUGACAGAUGACGAAUUGAAGGCUUCACGUCUGUAUUAUCUGGAAGAACAGAAUGGCAUUCAUCGACAACUCGCGCGGAAGAAUUUUGAGAAGGAUCAAAGCAGGCUCAUUGACGGUUUGCUUUGGGCUAUUCCAGAAUACAUGCAAGCCAAAGAAUUAGUAGACUUUUGGUUGGAUCAUUUCAAAGCACAAUUGGACGCUCGAUCUCCAUUUAUGAUUGAACCCCAUGUCUCUGGCGGAGCCGAGUAUGUCCAAGAUCGCACUAGAAGUCCUGCAUUUGGUGUAGGCCAGGCAAGCCCAGAUCACAUGGAUUUUGAUGCGGGUAGAGCGGAUAUUGACAUGAAUUUUGAAAUGAAUUUCGACAUGGACGACGCAGGACCAGAAUUGAAUCAUCUUCGCUCGUCCGAGGAACCGGGACAAGCACGUCACGCCUCACGCCCUACGUCCAUACUGGGAGACGAAUUUGGCCUAGAUAUCGUGCAGAACUCCGUUUCUCAGCGCAGUGCACUCUUCCCUUGGGACAAUGCGGGUGGAAGUUCCUCGGUAUCUGGUGCGGUACUCCUAGGUCGCCAUAGCAGUGACAAAAUCAGUGUUGACCACGCCGAGACUCGCCUGAGGGGCAGCUCGUUGAGCCGACGAGGAAGUUCUAUUCCAAGUCAGCAAGGCGACGUAUUUGGUGGUGCCGGAGGUUUCUCUGCGAGCCCUCAAAUAAUCGAUGACGAUUUUGUAUUCAACGGCAAUUCUGUGGCCGAAUCCCAAUUGUCCGAGGUCAAUAUGGCCACCCUCGAGAGAAAUUCCUUCAACUUCCUUGAAUACGCUAAGAUGCAAUAUAAAUCGCUGUCUGGGUCUGCUCGAUUUCUCGCUUUCGACGAUGUCGUACCACAGACCACCAGUACCGCACACGUCGCGGCAGCAGCACUUUACCACUGCCUUGUGUUAGGCACGAAAGACCUGAUCCGACUUCGUCAAGAAGAGGCAUACGGAACCAUUGAGAUCCGUAUCAAGUGA